GGAAAUGUCAAACAAACCGGCGAUGUGUUUAGUUUAUUAAGUCGAAACUACUUAUCUUUGAACUCUGAAUAGCUCAGUGGGUAGACUACUUUUCUUUUUGCAACAUGAAAUCUCUUUCUUAACGUAUUCAAAUUUCAUUAUGGCUUUUCUUAUACUUACUUUCUUUGUUAUUUUUCUAACGUUUAUCAUUUUGCAAAAAUACCUCAUGCUUAGACGAUAUUUUUGGAAGAAAAAGCAUGGAUUUAUUUCUGUUGGAUUCUUUCAUCCUUAUUGUAAUGAUGGGGGAGGUGGAGAGCGUGUAUUAUGGUCUGCUAUUUUAGCAGUGCAGAAGAAAUACAGCAUUGCACAAUGUGUUGUCUAUACUGGUGAUGCAGCGCCAUCAGAAGAAAUACUUGAAAAAGUGUACCGAAACUUGAACAUUGAAUUACUACGGCCAAUUAAAUUUGUGCGUCUCAAAUGUCGUUUUUUGGUUGAAUCUAAAUAUUAUCCUUAUUUUACUUUACUAAUGCAAAGCUUAGGCUCUGUCGUUUUAGGAAUAGAAGCUGCUUUUAAGCAUGCUCCUCAUAUAUACAUUGAUACCAUGGGUUAUUCAUGGACUUUACCAAUUUUUAAAUAUCUUGUUGCUUCCAAGAUUGGUGCAUAUGUUCACUACCCUACUAUUAGUACAGAUAUGCUGACAACUGUAUUGGAGCGUAGAAUUUCUGUAAAUAACAAAGAAUUUAUAUCAAGCAGCAGCAUCUUUUCGUUCAUAAAAUUAAUUUAUUAUAGGAUAUUUGCAUUUUUAUAUGGGCUAAUGGGAAGGCAAGCUCAAAUCAUAAUGGUCAAUUCCAGUUGGACAAAAGACCAUAUACUGAAAUUAUGGAAAAAGCCUAAUCAUACUUUUGUUGUCUACCCUCCUUGUGAUGUGUCUCAGUUUCAGAAUAUCCCAUUGUUAAGAGAUAAUAAUAAAGAACUUAGAAUUUUAUCUAUUGCUCAGUUUCGUCCUGAGAAAGAUCACGAACUUCAAAUAAAAUCAUUUCAUCAAUUUCUUAUCCGAAGUAAAUGUAUUGAUAGUUCUGAUACUCUAGUUCUUAUUGGAAGCUGUCGACAUGCUGAAGAUUUUGCACGAGUGGAGAAAUUGAAGGUUUUGAGCUCUAAACUAGGCAUAGCUGAAAAGAUUGAAUUUAAAAUCAAUUUAUCAUUUCAAGAAAUAAUGCAGGAAAUGGAAAAAGCGGAUGUUGCCUUACACACAAUGUGGAAUGAACAUUUUGGAAUUGGUGUUGUAGAAUGUAUGUCUGCUGGCUUAAUAAUGAUUGCUCAUAAUUCUGGAGGUCCAAAAUUAGAUAUCAUACGAAAUCAAUCACCUGAUCAAACGGGAUUUCUGGCUGAUUCUGUGGAAACAUAUGCAAGUGCAUUAGAAACAGUUAAAGACAUGAGUUCAGAGCAGCUACUUCAGAUUAGAAAAAAUGCUCGACAGUCUGUAUCGAGAUUUUCUGUUCCAAAAUUUGAAAACUCCUUUCUAGAUGCAGUUAAAACACUUUUCUCUUGAUGAAUCAUGUUCCUUAUUAAGGUAAAAAUCUCGAUACUUUGAUGGAAAUGAAGUUUUAUGUAAUCAUAGAAUAAAUA
Molecule: messenger RNA, 1605 nt
Organism: Uloborus diversus
Lineage: Eukaryota; Metazoa; Arthropoda; Arachnida; Araneae; Uloboridae
Gene: Alg11
Product: GDP-Man:Man(3)GlcNAc(2)-PP-Dol alpha-1,2-mannosyltransferase-like
Exons: 3
Coding region: 140-1528 (462 amino acids)
Biological process (GO): protein N-linked glycosylation
Cellular component (GO): endoplasmic reticulum membrane
Molecular function (GO): GDP-Man:Man(3)GlcNAc(2)-PP-Dol alpha-1,2-mannosyltransferase activity
Source: RefSeq, a predicted model, not a curated record